This is a messenger RNA of Neltuma alba, 1662 nucleotides long. RefSeq names its product serine carboxypeptidase-like 45. The coding region runs from base 169 to 1548 and encodes 459 amino acids. Gene Ontology annotation, biological process: proteolysis. The record is from RefSeq and is a predicted model, not a curated record. NCBI's taxonomy places the organism in Eukaryota, Viridiplantae, Streptophyta, Magnoliopsida, Fabales, Fabaceae. Gene Ontology annotation, cellular component: vacuole. Gene Ontology annotation, molecular function: serine-type carboxypeptidase activity. The transcript is spliced from 10 exons.
CGCGUCCCUCUUGGAAAAAAUAUUCUUCUAGGCGUUAAUUUAAAUGUUCCAAAUUCAAACACAUCUUACAGGCACAGUUACCUUCCUUCUCUUAAAGCUUCAUCUCCGUCACCCGUUCACACAGAAACAGAGAAGGCCAAAAUCAAAACCAUAUCUUCGGAGCUUACCAUGUCGCCGCGACCAUUUUCUAUGGUUGCAACAAUAUUAUUUGUUGUUGCACAAAUAUUUGUGACUGCAAUUUCAGUUUCAGAAGAUGAUAAGAUCAGCAGUUUGCCGGGGCAGCCGCCGGUGAAGUUCCAGCAAUAUGCCGGUUACAUUACCGUCGACGACAAGCAGCAGAGAGCUCUGUUUUACUACUUUGCAGAAGCAGAAGUAGACCCUGCUUCCAAGCCCCUGGUUCUCUGGUUGAAUGGAGGGCCUGGCUGUUCAUCUCUUGGAGCUGGAGCUUUCGUUGAGCAUGGUCCUUUCAAACCGACCGAAAAUGGUCUAGUAAAGAAUGAUUACAGCUGGAACAAAGAGGCAAAUAUGCUAUACCUGGAAUCACCAGCUGGAGUUGGUUUCUCUUACUCUGCCAACAAAUCCUUCUAUCGCUUUAUCGAUGAUGAAAUUACAGCAAAGGAUAGUCUUGUUUUCCUUCAGCGUUGGUUCAAUAAGUUUCCUCAGUACAAGAAUAACGAUUUCUUUAUCACCGGAGAAAGCUAUGGAGGCCAUUAUGUUCCUCAACUUGCGCAGCUGAUUGUUCAAACUAAGACUCCGUUCAAUCUCAAAGGGAUCGCAAUAGGGAACCCUCUGUUAGAGUUUAACACUGAUUUCAACUCAAGAGGAGAAUAUUUUUGGUCGCAUGGACUAAUAUCAGAUCUGGCUUACGAGAGCUUGACGACGACAUGUAACUACUCCCAAAUCAGGAGGGAAGCUCAAAGCGGAAGUCUCACUCCAGCUUGUGCAGGAGUUGGCAAACUAUUGUCAAGCGAAAUUGGUAAAUUCGUCGAUACCUACGACGUCACUGCCGAUGUCUGCUUGUCUACCAUAGAUCAACAAUCUUUAGUGUUAAGCCAAUUGCAAGAGACGCAAAAAAUAGAUGUUUGUGAAGAAGACAAGACACAUAAUUACCUGAACAGGAAAGACGUGCAGCAAGCUCUUCAUGCUAAACUCGUAGGACUCUCCACAUGGUCUGUUUGUAGCGAUGUUGUGAAAUAUGAUAUGCAGAAUUUAGAGAUACCAACAAUUCCUAUUCUUGGGAAACUUGUUGAGUCAGGCCUUCGAGUUCUUGUCUAUAGUGGGGAUCAAGAUUCGGUGAUUCCACUAAUUGGGUCGCGAGCUCUGGUGAAUGCACUGGCCAGGGAAAUUAGAUUCAAUACGACAAUGCCCUACAGAGCUUGGUUUGAAGGCAAACAGGUUGCGGGGUGGACACAAGUGUAUGGGGACAUUUUGUCAUACGCCACAAUAAGAGGGGCGGCUCAUGAAGCUCCGUUUUCACAACCAGAGAGAUCACUUGUGCUAUUCAAAGCAUUUGUGGAAGGCAAACCACUUCCUGAAUUCUCUUCAUGAUUAUGGAUCACAAAUAUGUCUAUUCACUAUAUUUAGCAAACACAAAAAUAAACUCCUGCCUGAACUUGUUACUGCUGAACUCUCUUCAUUUAUACAAAGUUUUUUUCCUUUAUA